Molecule: messenger RNA, 756 nt
Organism: Strongylocentrotus purpuratus (purple sea urchin)
Lineage: Eukaryota; Metazoa; Echinodermata; Echinoidea; Camarodonta; Strongylocentrotidae
Product: cholesterol 24-hydroxylase-like
Exons: 4
Coding region: 1-711 (236 amino acids)
Biological process (GO): cholesterol catabolic process
Molecular function (GO): cholesterol 24-hydroxylase activity; iron ion binding; heme binding
Source: RefSeq, a predicted model, not a curated record
AUGAAGGAAAUUCUGACACGAAGCAAAUACUUAAAGUCGCCUGAUCAGUACCGUGCCUUGAAGUCUUUGUAUGGAGCCAGGACCUUAGGUAAUGGUCUGCUCUCUGAGAUGAACCAUGAGGUCUGGAUGAAGAAACGUGCUCUCUUUAAUCCUGCUUUCCAUCGCAAAUAUUUAAUAGGCAUGAUGAACGAGUUCAAUAGCUGUUCAGAUAAAUUGGUCACUCAUUUGAUCCCAUUAAGUGAUGGUCAGACUGAGGUUGUCAUGACCAAGGAAUUUGAAAGGUUGACCAUGGAAGUCAUUGGAAAGGUUGGAUUUGGAAUGGAGGAUGAUAUCAUUGGGAACCCAGAUUCCCCUCUUUGUCAGCUCUUUCCAAAGGUUAUGUCUGGCUUGCUAUCUGUAUACAGAAAUCCACUACUAAAGUACAGCAUCCUUCCCAAAGACCUCAAAUACAAACGUGAGGUUAGAGCAGCUGCUAAUGAGAUCCGAGCGAUGGGUCGGCGUUGCAUCUUGGCUCGUAUGGAUGCUCUUAGACGGGGUGACCAAGUUCCUCGUGACAUUCUAACUUACAUCCUGCAGGAGUCAAACAACUCGGAAGGAGGAAUCAAAGACUUUGACUUAGAAGAACUGGUCGAUGAGUUCUUUACCUUCUUUGGAGCUGGUAACUUUUUGUGCACCAUCUUUCUUUCUUAUUCUUAUAAUAAACUGGUCUAGUGGUCAGCUAUUUGUCUCCAUGCACCUUCAAUCCAAUUCUGAUAA